This is a messenger RNA of Danaus plexippus (monarch butterfly), 1853 nucleotides long. Its product is annotated as luciferin 4-monooxygenase-like. The transcript has 12 exons. The record is from RefSeq and is a predicted model, not a curated record. Gene Ontology annotation, biological process: long-chain fatty acid metabolic process; fatty-acyl-CoA biosynthetic process. Gene Ontology annotation, molecular function: long-chain fatty acid-CoA ligase activity. Lineage: Eukaryota; Metazoa; Arthropoda; Insecta; Lepidoptera; Nymphalidae. The coding region runs from base 159 to 1811 and encodes 550 amino acids.
CGACGUUUACGUUGUCCUUAAGCAUAUAGUGUGCAAUUUUUUUAAGUCAAACAAAACUAAUUUUUUUAUCUCUUAUGUAAGACAAUAUAUUAACGGGAAUAUCAGCUCAAAUACCAUUGAUUCAAGUGCCGCUGGAGUCGAAAAAGGAUAAAGUCAACAUGGCAAAAUGGGUAAGAAGCAGGAAUGCAGUAAACAUGCACCUGGAAGAACUAUCUUCAAGAAUAGUGGCUGAUUCUGGUAUACCAACUGAUAGAUAUCAUUUAGGAAAACUGAUAUUGCAGAGCCUUAAAGAUGCUCCCGAUUAUCUGUCACAGAUUGACGGGGCCUCUGGAGAGACUGAAAAUUUCGAAUCGGUUCUGACACGAUCUGUUCGAUGUGCUACAGCAUUAAAGAAUUUAGGGCUAAAACAGGGAGAUGUGGUGGUUUUGAUGGCACCAAACCACAUUCAUCUAUGUAUACCGAUUUACGCUGCAUUGUACAUUGGAGCAAUUGUUGCAGGAAUUGACAUGAACUUAAAAAUCAAUGAACUUAAGGAUAGUUUCAAAAUAAACAAGCCGAGCGUAAUAUUUUGCCAGAGCGAAAAAGCUGCUGAUAUUAACUUGGCUUUAAGCAAUUUGAACAUCGAUCCUAAAAUAGUAACAUUUGACAAAGGGAACGAAUAUUUGAAUUUUCAUCAAUUUGUUGAUAAAUAUGCCGACGAUACUCCUGUCGAAGAAUUCAAAGCUACCAAUCUGGAUCCAAAUGAGGCGAUAGCUUUACUGAUCUCUACAAGCGGAACUACAGGCUUACCAAAAUCGGCUGCAGCUACACAUGCAAACUUUGCAAUUUCAGCUGCUAACAUGUGGGUCCUCUUUGAUACUUGUCCGUCCCCAACUCGCCUAUCCGUUAUAAUGUCACCCCUACAAUGGUACUCAGCUUUAUUCCAAUAUAUAUAUACGCCAAUAGUGAGGACAACGCGUCUCCAGUCCUCUUUACCAAUGACACAGGAACACGCAUACUACAUUAUAAAUAAAUAUAAGCCGACAUUUACAAUGUGCAGUCCGAAUAUGUGGGCUGAGCUCUUCAAGAAGGGAGAUCGUGACAAAUGCGAUUUAAGUUGUUUCGAUCUUAUUAUGGCCGCCGGCAGCGAUGUACCAUCCACACUCUUCGAUACUAUAAACUCGGUCGUCCCAGAGACAUGUUUCAUACCAGCGUAUGGUUUGAGCGAGAUAUCGGGAAUCGCAUUUGUUUACGACAGCACAAAUCCAAGGUCGGUCGGGAGACCGGCGAUCACUCAUGAAAUUCGGUUGGUGUCACCGGAAACAAAAUUAGAUGUUACGGAACCGAACGUUCCCGGAGAAUUAUUUAUAAAAGGACCAGCCGUUUUUAAAGGCUAUUACAACGAUGAAAAGUGUACAGAGGAGACCUUUACAGAUGAUGGUUGGUUCAAAACUGGUGAUAUAUUUAAGAGGGACGAGAAUUGGUAUUUCUACUUUGUGGAACGAAGAAAGAUGUUGCUGAUACAUAAAAAUUACCAGGUUUCCCCUUUGGAAAUAGAGAAUGUAAUUAUUCAACACCCAGCGGUAUACCAAGUUGCGGUAACCAGUGUUCCACAUCCUGAACAUGGAGAUCUGCCCGUGGCUUGCGUAGUUAAACAUAAGGACAGUACUGUAACUGCCCAGGAUAUUAAGGAUAUGGUCGAAGAAACAUUAUCGGAACAAAAGCAUUUGUCUGGAGGAGUGAUAUUUUUGGAUGCACUACCAAUGACCUCAACAUCCAAAGUAAAUAAGUCCAAACUUGCGGCUUUGGCUCGAGUUUCGGAAAGACUGUAGUUACAUGAGUAUUUCAAUAAAUGCACAAAAUAAAAUAUUAAA